AUGAAGGAUGAGAAGGGUCUGCGCCGCCAGCAAAAGAUUGAGCAGAUCCGCAAGGAGUUUGAAAAGCAUCCCGACAACCCAUUCAACCAGGCCAACGCUUCCUACAACAGCACGAGGGAGGACUUGCAGAACAUUCGUGAGGGAGAAAAUGCCAAGAUUGAAAAGAGAUUGGGUGGUCCUUGA
Aureobasidium vineae is the source of this 183-nucleotide messenger RNA. Lineage: Eukaryota; Fungi; Ascomycota; Dothideomycetes; Dothideales; Saccotheciaceae. The record is from the annotation of a GenBank genome assembly.